AUGUCUCUCAAAUUCUUCAAACCCCUUUUUGAUUCUUUCACAUGGCCCCUACAAGAACUCAAUGUUGAGCAAUUUUUCUCCUGUUUUCUUGGUUUUUUAUCUUUACUAUGGUUCGUUUGGUGUUUCAUUAGUAACUCAAACAAGGGAUUGCCACCGGGGACUAAAGCUUUGCCUUUGAUAGGUAAUCUACAUACUCUCAAUCCUGAACUUCAUACCUAUUUUGCAUCUCUGUCCCAAACUUAUGGCCCCAUUUGUAGACUCUGGCUUGGUAAAAAACUUGGGAUUAUUAUUACUUCGCCUGCAUUAGCUUGUGAGGUUCUUAAGGAUAAAGAUAUCAUUUUUGCUAACAGAGAUGUCCCUGCUGCUGGAAGAGAAAAUUCAUAUGGUGGCAAUGAUAUACUUUGGAAUCCUUAUGGACCGAAAUGGAGAAUGUUGAGGAAGGUUUGUGUUCGCGAUAUGCUUAAUUGUUCUGCUUUAGAUUCUGUUUAUUCACUAAGGAGAAGGGAGCUUAGACAAUCGAUCAAUUACUUGUAUAGUCAGAAGGGUUUACCCGUGAACGUUGGUGAACAGAUGUUCUUAACUGUGCUUAAUGUGAUUACAAGCAUGUUAUGGGAUGGCACAGUGAAGGGUGAAGAAAGAGCUAGUGUUGGAGCUGAGUUUAGGCAUGUUGUGACUGAGAUGGCUGAGCUGGUUAGUAUUCCUAAUCUUUCCGAUUUUUACCCGGGCUUGGCUUGGUUUGAUUUCCAGGGUGUUGUAAAGAAGAUGAAGGUGUUGGUAAAGAGAUUUGAUAACAUGAUUGAUCAAAGACAAAAAUUGGAUAGAAAUGGUGUUGGCCAAGAAAACAAAGACUUUUUGCAAGUUUUGCUCAAGUUGAAAGAUGAAACAUAUGCCAAAAUGCCUCUCACCAUGAUUGAACUCAAAGCCUUACUUAUGGAUAUGGUUGUCGGUAGAACUGGCUCAACCGCCAACACAGUUGAGUUUGCCAUUGCUGAAAUUAUGCACAAACCCGAUGUCCUGAGAAAACUACAACUAGAACUAGAUAUAGUGGUGGGAAAAGAUAAUAUUGUGGAAGAGUCUCAUAUACAGCAAUUACCAUAUCUUUAUGCGGUGAUGAAAGAAGUCUUGCGCAUACAUCCAGCUAUUCUACUAUUGGCGCCACAUUGUCCUAGUGAAACAUGUACUGUGGUAGGAUACGUUGUUCCUAAAGGAUCUUGUGUUUUCAUAAACGUUUGGGCUAUACAGAGAGAUGCUUCUAUUUGGAAAAAUCCAACAGAGUUCCGUCCAGAGAGAUUUUUGGACAAUAAAUGGGAUUAUAGUGGAAAUGAUUUGAACUAUUUCCCAUUUGGUUCUGGUAGAAGAAUGUGUGCGGGGAUAGCCAUGGCAGAGAGGAUGUUCAUGUAUUCAUUGGCUUCGCUCAUUCAUUCUUUCGAUUGGAAAUUGCUCGAAGGAGAGACAUUAGACCUUACAGAGAAGUUUGGCAUUGCUUUGAAGAAGAAAAUGCCUCUGGUGGCUAUACCUAUUCCAAGAUUGUCUAAUCCAACACUGUAUGAGUAAGAUAAUAAUGUAUCUGCAGAGAGUCGUGUUCUAUAUGACGAUUUUGUCUGUUGUAUGACCAUUUGAAAUUGAUUCAAAGCUUUCUAUGCAGCAAAAG
Molecule: messenger RNA, 1651 nt
Organism: Solanum tuberosum (potato)
Lineage: Eukaryota; Viridiplantae; Streptophyta; Magnoliopsida; Solanales; Solanaceae
Product: flavonoid 3'-monooxygenase-like
Exons: 2
Coding region: 1-1554 (517 amino acids)
Molecular function (GO): heme binding; iron ion binding; oxidoreductase activity, acting on paired donors, with incorporation or reduction of molecular oxygen
Source: RefSeq, a predicted model, not a curated record